AAUAUGCCUUGUUGUGUUGUGACGCACAACUUACCUGUAGCGCCAAUUAAAGCCGACCUAUCAGCGAGGAGUCAUGGCCUCACAGUGCCUCGCUACACUAUGGUUUGCGCCACUGGCGCGGCAGGCGUUUUAUGAGUGACAGGUUAGUCAUCCCUGUCUAGGACCAGAGUAACUGGCGCAGCAGCCUAGGCUUCCAGGAAAAGCACCAGCUGUGUAACUUAAAAAAAGUUAGGGAUCAGAUGCGACCACUUGCCCCUUAGACAAGUCGUCUCCGCUAUGGUCAGUGCGUCAGGAGCGGCGAUUGCGCUUUUAGAACUCAAAACGCCGCCGCCGCCUCCACCGCAAUCCCAGAAGCCGUGUCGCGGCCGCAGGUGUGCAGAUUUUCCAGGUAGCGCCGCGUUUGUCGGCGGAUUCCGCGGCAGCCUGCUGGGGUGCCGGCAGCAAGAGGGCCUGCUCAUGUUUCACAAUCAUCAUCAGCCGCACCCGCCGCCGCUGCCGCCGCCGCCGCCGCCGCUUCAGCCACUGGAUGCGCCGCAAGGUGGCAACGCCGCACAGCACCGAAGAAAUGGCUUCCUAUUCGCGGCGGCGCCGGGGGGGCCGGUGGCGGCGGCCUCCGCCGUCGCGGCUCCGCCGGUCGGCGGUAGCCGCACUCCGCCGCCGCUCCCCCUUUUCCCCUUCGUCGCGGCGAGCGUAGCCCCCGCCGCCGCCGCUGCUGAUUCCGGGCCGUCAGCUGCUCCCUAUCACACCACGGCGCCGCCGCGAAAUUCCUCGGCGGCUUUAGUCGCAGGAGGCUUUCUGUCAGCGCCGCCUCCGGGGGCGGCGGCUCCUUCGAUUGACGCCGCUUCCGUGAUAGGCGCGAGUACGGAUAGGCGGACGGACACGUGGCCGGACUCGAGAACGGACAUCGGUGGGGCGACGGGCCUAAUCUCCCGUGAUGACGAUCGGCGGCGCGACAGUUUUGGCGCCGCCAUGGCCGCCGCGACCGGCGGCGGUUUCGGCGCCACGGCGGCGUCGCCGCCGCUCUGGGGAACUCGCGCAAUUGACGGCCACGGCCCCGGCGGUGCGACCGCCAGCGGAAACGCUGCUGCUGCGGCCGCCGCCGCCACGUCGUUUGAUGGAGUGUUAUGGGGGGAGUCGGAGGGGCAGCAGCAGACACCGAGCACGAAUGCCAAGGGGCAGUGGACUCCGGUGAGAAGCGGAGGAGGAUGCUCUCUUGAGGCAGCUGGUGGAGCGGGGCGGAGCCAAGGGGUGGACGGCCAUAGCAGCGCAUCUGAACGGGCGGGCGGGGAAGCAGUGCAGGGAGCGGUGGCACAACCACUUGAAGCGAGGGAUAAAAAAAGUGAUUAUAACGAGGAUAGAGUGUUUGUGAGUGAUUGCCAUAGCAGCGCAUCUGAACGGGCGGGCGGGGAAGCAGUGCAGGGAGCGGUGGCACAACCACUUGAAGCGAGGGAUAAAAAAAGUGAUUAUAACGAGGAUAGAGUGUUUGAGGCGUGGACAGAGGAGGAGGAGCACGCGUUUGUGGAGGCGCACAAACGACUCGGCAACAAGUGGGCGGAGAUUGCAAGAAUACUACCAGGGCGCACCGACAACAGCGUAAAAAACCACUGGAAUUCCACUGCUAGAAGAAAGGAGGAGAUGGGGCGCGGAGGAGGGGCGGAGGGGAAGGGGGGAAGUGGGAGGCCGGGUAGUGCUGGCAGCGCUGGCAGUGCGGGCAGCGCUGGUAGUGGUCGGGGUGGGUAUGGUGGACGGUCGAACGUGCUGUUAAGGUAUAUUCAGUCGAUGAAGCAGGGGAAGCGGAGUGAGGGGAAGCAGAGUGAGGGGAAGCGGAGUGAGGGGAAGAGGAGUGAGGGGAAGCGGAGCGAGGGCAGGCGGACCGAGGGGGAGCGGAGGGGGCAGGGGGAGAGGAAUGAUAGGGGGAAGGGGGAAGUGGGGGGGGCGGCAAGAGGGGGAAUGGGAGGAGGUGGUGUGUGUGGAAGGGAUGGGGGGAAGGCUGGUAGGGGGGAUGGGGUGAGGGAGUGGAGUGAGAAGGAGGGAGGAGAGAGCAUGGAGGGGCGAGAGGAGGGGAGUAAGGGAGGGGAUAGAGAAUGCAGAGAGGAAAUCGGAAGAGCAGAGGAGGGACGUAUGGAGGUGGAGGGAAGUACGAGGGUGGAAGAAGGUGUGAGAGAGGAAGAGGGGGGGAUCAAGGGAGCGGAGGGUGAGGAAGUGAGAGAGGAGGAGGAGGAAGAAGAGGAAGAAGAAGAGGAGGAGCAAGCAUGCAGUGAGGUGGAGUGGAGAAUGCAAGGGAUGCACCUGGAAAGGCCGGCAUCGAUACUAGCAGCAGCAGCAGCAGGAGAAGAAGAAGAAGAAUCAGCAGCAGAGCCAGCAGCAGAGCCAGCAGCAGAGCCAGCAGCAGAGCCAGCAGCAGAAUCAAGAGGAGCAGCAUCAGGAGCAGCAGCGCCAGCAGCAGCAGAACCGGCGCAGCUUGCUUUGCCUCUAGAUCAAUCCAUGCAUCUCGCAGCAGCUGAAGACCCUCGCGUAACAGCAGCAGCCCACGCCCCGUCUCCAUCUGUGCGACGCCAAUUCCCCCCUGCGGCUCAUCUUUCUCUAUCUCCAGUGCUCCAUCACCCUCCACUUCAAUCCUCGCAUCCCUUUUCGCACCCAGCUGUUCAUCCUUCUUUGACUCCAGUGCUCCAUCCUCCGCCGCAUCAUUCGAUACAUCAAUCCCCGCAUCCCUUUUCGCACCCAUCCGUCCAUCCUCCUUUAUCUCCAGCCCUCCAUCAAUCCCCCCAUCCGUCCCCCCACCCCUCUUUGCACCCAGCUGCUCUCUUUCCUCCCACCCAGCAACCACCAAUUCCCCUGUCUUCACUCCCCGCUCCUUCCCCGCCGCACUCUCCCCCUCCCGUUCUCUCUCUCUCCCUCUUUCCCACGCCUCCUCCCCUUCCUCCCUCCUCACCUUCGCCCCCGCACCCGCACACUAACUCUUACUCACACACUCCCUCUCGCACUCACACUCGCCCUAGUCCGGCUUACCCUCACCAAACUUCCCCCCCACCUCCUCCCCCAACUCACUCUCCUCCUCUCCCCUCAUCCUCACUCUGCUCUUCCCCUCCUCCCCACGCCAUACGUUUCCCCUUCUCCUCUCAAGUCCAGUCCUCCUCUCCUUACUCCCACCCCUCCCUCUCCUUCCAUCUUCACCCUCCCACUCACCCUCCCACUCACCCUCCCACUCACCCUCCCACUCAUCCUCCUCCCACUCACCCUUCGCCCACUCACCCUCCUCUCUCGCUCCCUCUCUCCUCUCUUCAACCCAUUCUCGAGACCACUCCUGAACGCCUCUCGAUGUCUGCAUCGGCAAGAAGACAGCAAGAGCAGCAGCACCACCAUCACAACCACCACCACCACAACCAGCUGCAGCACCUGCAGCAUGAGCAGCAGCAGCAGCAGCAGCAGCAGCAGCAGCAUCAGCAUCAGCAGCAGCACCACCACCACCACAAUCACCAGCUGCAGCACCAGCAUGAGCAGCAGCAGGAAUUGUCAGCUCACUGGAAUGCUAUGCCCACAGCAUCUGCUAUGGAGGGGCAUGAACGCAUGGAUGCACAGACUAUGGAUGUUGACUUCAGGGCAGUAGACGGGGGCUCAAUAAGAGAGGGCUUCGUUAGCAGUAUAACAGCACGAGCAGGGUGUACAUUGGUAAGCGAAGCGGCUUAUAUGGAGGGAAUUAAAACAGAGGAGGAGGUAGCAGAGGUGAAGCCGCUUAUUGACACACUAUCAGGUGAAGGACUUCUCCCACAGUCACACCCCAACUGUGAGUCACAGGUUCACACACACAGACCACAGCCCCUGCCUUCGAUACAAGCACCCUCGGAAGUGCAUUAUCCGGAGCAUACACCUUCGCUACAAGCACGCUUUGAAGCGCCUCACCCCGUGAUAAAAGCACGUCUGGAGGGCGUAAGCUCUCUCCAUCCUCAGGCAACCAGCAGCAAUCAUUCCCUGCCACCCUUGCCAGCAACCAUUCAGGAAACUUCUCAGAAGACACCCGUGGCUCACAAUCCAGCGUUUCUAGAGACAUCACUCACGCAAGAGCCAGCCCACAAGGCCCACAAUCAAACAUCCCUUGAGUCAGCACCCAUGCAAGAGCCCGCCCACAAUCGGUUGCUGCUUGAGUCGGCACCCACUCAGUUGACUCAGGAGCCAGCCCACAAGGCGCACAAUCGAUCGCUGCUGGCGUCACGGCUGAUGCGAUCACUGGGAGCGAAGAGGAGCAGGAGGCAGAGCGAAGGGGGGAUGGAGCAGUGGCCAGAAAGAGGGGGAAUGGAGCAGAGGCAGAGGGAAGGGGGGUCGGGGGGAGGAAGGGAGGGAGGGGCAAGUUUGUCUGCCCAGCAGCAGCAAACACAGGCAAGUUCAGGGGCAGCAGCGGCAAACGCCAACGCCAGUGGUCAGACUUCUCGCGACAUUAUGUUUACCGGUACUCCACACAGUAUUCUCACUGACUCUUCUUGGGACAUUUCAUCUGACCCGCAACCUGCCCUGAAAAGACGAUGUCUGCUGCAGCGCAGUGUGGCUGGGCCACUGCCCGGCGCUCCUGUAGCGGCGGUGGGCGGCGCUUUCCUGCUGGUCGGCGAACUGAGCCUCACUCUUUCGUCCUCUUGCCUGAUGCCGAUCUCUGCCGGACAGGAGAUAUUGGGAGAUGACCCUGUGAAGAUUCAGGAAAUGCCGUGGGUGGUUGGGAAAGGGACAGGGUUCGGGAGGAGGGAGUGGAUGGGAAGAGGGGGAGGGAGUGAGAAGGAAAGUGGAGGAAAGAGGGAUGUCUGAGAAUUAUAUAGACUGGGAAUGGGUUUGGAAAGCUCAUUUCAAAAGUUGGCAAUGGCAACUGAGACAAGGGAUCAAGGUUAUAAAGCAAAAUGUUGCAUGGUACAUGAUAAUAGGAUAUUGAAGUAGAGGCUAGUGUUGUCAGUCGCACCCCCCUACCCUCCAAUUUCGCGCUUCGUAGCCACGAGCCCCCCUCCCCUCCCCCCCCCCCCCCCCCCCAGCGUUCGAUUUGUUCGUGCGGUAGUCAGCAGGCCCGGCACGCCUGCCAGCAUGCUAACGAGCUCGCCAGUCAACGUGCAAGCUAGCUAGCCAGCCGUUUUAGCCAGCUCUGUCAAACAUAUUUUGUAUAUGUCUUAUUUGGUAUGUGCGUACUCUUAG
Molecule: messenger RNA, 5166 nt
Organism: Closterium sp. NIES-67
Lineage: Eukaryota; Viridiplantae; Streptophyta; Zygnematophyceae; Desmidiales; Closteriaceae
Source: the annotation of a GenBank genome assembly